Molecule: messenger RNA, 1274 nt
Organism: Suncus etruscus (white-toothed pygmy shrew)
Lineage: Eukaryota; Metazoa; Chordata; Mammalia; Eulipotyphla; Soricidae
Gene: SLC25A16
Product: solute carrier family 25 member 16
Exons: 8
Coding region: 159-863 (234 amino acids)
Biological process (GO): transmembrane transport
Cellular component (GO): mitochondrial inner membrane
Source: RefSeq, a predicted model, not a curated record
CCGGAUGCUGUGCCAAAACAACAGUUGCUCCCUUGGAUCGCGUGAAGGUUUUAUUGCAAGCUCACAAUCACCAUUACAAACAUUUAGGCGUCUUUUCCACACUGUGUGCCGUCCCCCAGAAGGAGGGCUACCUCGGCCUGUACAAAGGGAACGGGGCCAUGAUGAUUCGCAUCUUCCCCUACGGCGCCAUUCAGUUCAUGGCGUUUGAGCACUAUAAAACGUUCAUUACGACAAAAUUGGGCAUUUCUGGUCAUGUGCACAGAUUGAUGGCUGGAUCCAUGGCAGGCAUGACAGCCGUUAUCUGUACCUACCCCCUUGACAUGGUCCGGGUCCGGCUCGCCUUCCAGGUGAAAGGGGAGCACACGUACACGGGCAUCAUCCACGCCUUCAAGACCAUCCACGCAAAGGAGGGCGGUUUCCUUGGCUUUUACAGAGGCCUAAUGCCAACUAUCCUGGGAAUGGCUCCGUAUGCAGGGGUUUCGUUUUUUACGUUCGGCACCUUAAAGAGCGUCGGACUUACUCAUGCUCCAACCCUUCUUGGCAGACCCUCAUCCGAUAAUCCGAAUGUCUUAGUUUUGAAAACUCACAUCAACUUGCUUUGUGGUGGUGUGGCCGGAGCCAUAGCGCAGACAAUAUCCUACCCAUUUGAUGUCACACGUCGGCGAAUGCAAUUAGGAACCGUUCUUCCAGAAUUCGAAAAGUGCCUUACCAUGCGGGAGACCAUGAAGUACGUGUACGGACAGCACGGCAUCCGCAGAGGCUUAUACCGGGGCCUGUCCCUGAACUACAUUCGCUGCAUUCCAUCCCAAGCCGUGGCUUUCACGACUUACGAACUCAUGAAGCAGUUUUUUCACCUGAACUGAAAGAAGAAAUGUGAUUCUUUUCCUUUAUAAGUUCUCAGAGGUAGAAAUCAAAUUCUCGCUGUCAUAUUGGGGCACCUUACUUGAAGGGGGAUGUUUCAUGUCUUACAGGAACCACUUGUGUUUGAGCACUUGAUUUUCUUUAUCACAAAUCGCAAAUGCUUACUCCUUCUUGAGGCCAAAAGGAAUGGCCUCGAACACUUCGGGGAGUUGCCUAAGUACAUGCUGAUGCUAGCUAAUCGUUAUAUUAUUUGAAACUUUUGUGUUUGUUUUAAUGUUUCCAGUAGAUGCUGAGAUGCUAACCAAUCAUUUAUGUUAUUUGAAACUAUUUUUUAAUGUUUUGUUUUGGGCCACACCUGCCGAUACUCAGGGUUUACUCCUGGCUCUGCACUCAGUAAUUACUCCUGGCAGGCU